CCUUCCUGCCUUGCACUGACCACUUAAAACCCGCACCGAUAAUGAAAGGAUGGGGAUCAGACGGACGGGCGGAACAAAACUUAUUCAAACGUUAACGUAGCCGCACAAUUCGAUGACACCGGUUUUCAUAAAAAUGAGUACUUUGGAUACGACUUCGCCGUUCUCUAACUUUACGCAGGAGCUUUGACUACACAUCCCAGGCGCCUUUGUUUGAAAAAGAACACUUCCGCUAAAACAGGAAGUACAUCUGUUUUUGCAGACAUGAAGCGGGUUGCCCGUCAUGUUUGUGACGAUGGCCCCAUCCCCGAGGAGCAGGAAACGGAGGGCCAGAGGCAGCUUCACAGUCUGCUGCUCCAGCAGCUUCACACAGACGUCAACAUUGACCGUUGUGUAGCAAAGAAGAAAUGUUUCGCUCCAGCCACGCUGUACAAGCCCUUUGGGAAACAGGCAGCAGGCGUGCGAAGCCUCGCCCAGUUUCAAGCCCUGCAGGAUGGAGAGCAGGAGCUGGCCAGCCUGAGAGAGCUGGGCCUCACCGACACAGAAAUCGAACUGUGGAGGAGCAGGGACCAGUCCAAAAGUGGGGAGAGGAGUCGGGGAGUGAGCGCGGCUCCUGAUGCGCGGGACGAGCGGCUACAGGUGAUCCGGGACAAGAUGGCAGCACGGGCAGAGCUGCUCACGCGCCCCCAGCGCUUCUCAGCCAGCCGAGCCCUUUCUCGCCGAGAGAUGGAGAUUGAAAGGGCGCUUUUCCAUGGCAAUGACCGCUGCAGCUUUCUUACCGCCCUUUACCAUCAAGAGGAAGAUUCACAAAAUGACCAGCAGGGGGCAACAUCCUGUAAACCAGUGGAUACAUUAUAUAGAGAUUUCCUCAAAGACCAGCAGAAAGACUUGGUGGUCUCCGCUGAACCUGUACCUUCGAUUAGACCUGAUUUUUCACAUACAGAUAUCAGUCAUAAACAGUCAACACUUAAAGGCACAGACCCUGAUCAAUCAUGUGCUUUUGAGGACUGUACUACCACUUCAUCGUCUAGUCAUGAGCUUCAAACAGCUAUCAACAUGAAUACCCAGACACACUCCCUAAAUCAAGGGAAGUGCAGCAGAUUGGCUAUUUCACAAAAAAUAGCAGUAAACCAGCCUAUUGGACAUCUUACUGCUUUUUCUGGGCAGGGUCAGGAUAGUCCAAUGACAGUCAGUGGUAGGAUAGAGGAGAUUUCCAAUGAGGAGAUUGCAAACAAUCGGGAGACGGAGGAGGGAAUCAGGAGAAUUUCACGUUUUCGGAACUACCAGCGUGGAGAGCCAUCCAGUGUGCUGUGUGUGAAGAACAUGAGUCUUCGGGCAUCUCUAGCCCAGCUGGUGUCCCUCUUCUCCAGGUUUCAGAAGGGUGAAGCAAAGCCGAUACUGUACCGCCUACUCACCGGAAGACUUAAGGGCCAGGCUUUCAUCACAUUCUCUGAUAUAGAAACUGCACAGGCAGCCUUGGAAAUGUUGAAUGGGUACAGGCUGCUGGACAAGCCUCUUGUGAUUGAGUUUGGACGAGAGAGGAAAGAUCCAAACAGUGGGAACUGUUGUAGGAACACUAGUAUAACUACAGUACAAGGGUCUGUGGAACUCUGCAAGGACUAAGCUCUCUAAAGCAUUUCAUUCAUCAUUCAGAAAUUACCAGUGAGUAAAAUGCCAUAAAUGUUGUUAUUUGUCUAAAUAAAAUAUGUUAUGUAGAUA
This is a messenger RNA of Electrophorus electricus (electric eel), 1716 nucleotides long. It is a transcript of the gene rbm41, whose product is annotated as RNA binding motif protein 41. Gene Ontology annotation, biological process: mRNA splicing, via spliceosome. The record is from RefSeq and is a predicted model, not a curated record. Gene Ontology annotation, molecular function: pre-mRNA intronic binding; U12 snRNA binding. Gene Ontology annotation, cellular component: U12-type spliceosomal complex. NCBI's taxonomy places the organism in Eukaryota, Metazoa, Chordata, Actinopteri, Gymnotiformes, Gymnotidae.